This is a messenger RNA of Penicillium daleae, 576 nucleotides long. RefSeq lists its product as uncharacterized. Lineage: Eukaryota; Fungi; Ascomycota; Eurotiomycetes; Eurotiales; Aspergillaceae. The transcript has a single exon. The coding region runs from base 1 to 576 and encodes 191 amino acids. Gene Ontology annotation, biological process: chromatin remodeling. The record is from RefSeq and is a predicted model, not a curated record. Gene Ontology annotation, cellular component: Ino80 complex.
AUGGCCCCCGCUACUCCUGCCAAGGACGAUGAGGCUCACCAGCUGCUUCUGAGUCAACUCGACAUCGCCGCGGUCCCCAAACCCUUCCGUAACCCACACUGGAGGCCCUCCCAGCGCCGCAACAAGAACGUCAAGGCGAUCAUCUCCGAGACCACUCGCAAGGAAGCUUCCCAGCUCGCCACGCAGGCCAAUUCCGGCGCUACAACCCCGUUCACCGGUGCUUCGGGUGCUGCGACCACCGAUGGCUCUGGUACACCUGCCGAAGGUGCCGGCAAGGCUCCCAACCUCGCACAGGCUGCUCGGGAUCUAUCGACACUCGUCCUGGAGAAGAAUGCCCGCGCGAUGUUCCCAAUGGGGCCUGCGGUCACCUACACAAACAUCGAGUCGGCACCGUCGCUGGAUCCGUCGAACAAGCGCCAUUACUGCGAUAUAACCGGUCUCUCGGGCCCCUACACUGACCCCAAGACGCGACUCCGGUACCAUGACAAGGAGAUCUUCAGCGUCAUCCGCAACUUGACUCAGGGCGUGCCGGAGAGCUACCUGGAAGCAAGAGGAGCGCACACAGUCCUGAAAUAA